CCCAUGCCUCUGUCCCUCCUGCUGCUCCUUAUCCUGGUCCUGCUCCUCGAGGACGCCGGAGCCCAGCAAGAAGGAGAUUCAUUUGAAUCCCAUCAUGAAGGAAUGCUAAAUGGUACAAUGGGAGCAGCAACUGAAACUUCUCAGCAUUGCUUGCCUCUUCUAGAUGCUCAAACACCAAAUUUUAGGAUAAAAGGUGAUGGAUGUGGACAUACUGUACUAGGCCCUGAAAGUGGAACCCUCACAUCAAUAAACUACCCACAGACCUAUCCCAACAGCACCGUUUGCGAAUGGGAGAUCCGUGUAAAGAUGGGAGAGAGAGUGCGCAUCAAAUUUGGUGACUUUGACAUUGAAGAUUCUGAUUCUUGUCAUUUUAAUUACUUGAGAAUUUUUAAUGGCAUUGGAGUUAGCAGAACUGAAAUAGGCAAAUACUGUGGUCUGGGGUUGCAGAUGAACCAUUCAAUUGAAUCAAAAAGCAAUGAAAUUACAGUGCUGUUCAUGAGUGGAAUCCAUGUUUCUGGACGAGGAUUCUUGGCCUCAUACUCUGUUGUAGAUAAACAAGAUCUAAUCACUUGUUUAGAUACUGCAUCCAGUUUUUUGGAACCUGAGUUCAGUAAGUACUGCCCAGCUGGUUGUCUGCUUCCUUUUGCUGAGAUCUCUGGAACAAUCCCUCAUGGAUAUAGAGAUUCCUCGCCGUUGUGCAUGGCUGGCGUGCAUGCAGGAGUAGUGUCAAACAUUCUGGGUGGACAAAUCAGUGUUGUGAUCAGUAAAGGUAUCCCAUACUAUGAGAGUUCUUUGGCCAACAACGUCACGUCUGUGGUGGGACACUUAUCUACAAGUCUUUUUACAUUUAAGACAAGUGGUUGUUAUGGAACCCUGGGGAUGGAAUCUGGUGUGAUUGCCGAUCCUCAAAUAACAGCAUCAUCUGUGCUGGAAUGGACUGACCACACAGGACAAGAGAACAGUUGGAAACCCGAAAAGGCCAGGCUGAAGAAACCUGGGCCUCCCUGGGCUGCUUUUGCCACUGAUGAAUAUCAGUGGUUACAAAUAGAUCUGAAUAAAGAAAAGAAGAUAACAGGCAUUGUAACCACUGGCUCCACCAUGGUGGAACACAAUUACUAUGUGUCAGCCUACAGAAUUCUAUACAGCGAUGAUGGACAGAGAUGGACUGUGUACAGAGAGCCAGGCGUGGAGCAGGAUAAGAUAUUUCAAGGAAACAAAGAUUAUCACCAGGAUGUGCGUAAUAACUUUUUGCCACCAAUUGUUGCACGUUUUAUUAGAGUGAAUCCUACCCAGUGGCAGCAGAAAAUUGCCAUGAAAAUGGAACUGCUUGGAUGUCAGUUUAUUCCUAAAGGUCGUCCUCCAAAGCUUACUCAACCUCCACCUCCUCGGAACAGCAAUGACUUCAAAAACACUACAGCCCCUCCAAAAAUAGCCAAAGGUCGAGCCCCCAAAUUUACUCAACCACUACAACCUCGCAGCAACAAUGAGUUUCCUGCACAGACGGAGCAAACGACAGCCACUCCCGAUAUCAAAAAUACUACCGUAACUCCAAGUGUGACCAAAGAUGUAGCCUUGGCCGCGGUCCUAGUCCCAGUGCUCGUCAUGGUGCUCACCGCUCUCAUCCUCCUAGCAGUGUGUGCUUGGCAUUGGAGAAGCAGAAAGAAAAAAACCGAAGGCACCUAUGACUUACCUUACUGGGACCGGGCAGGUUGGUGGAAAGGAAUGAAGCAGUUUCUCCCUGCCAAAUCGGUGGAACACGAAGAAACCCCCGUUCGCUACAGCAGCAGUGAAGUUAAUCACUUGAGUCCAAGAGAAGUCACCACGAUGCUGCAGACCGACUCUGCAGAGUAUGCACAGCCACUGGUGGGAGGAAUUGUUGGCACCCUUCAUCAGAGGUCUACCUUUAAACCAGAAGAAGGAAAAGAAGCAAGUUAUGCUGACUUAGAUCCUUACAGCUCCCCGGUUCAAGAAGUUUAUCAUGCCUAUGCCGAACCGCUGCCAAUUACUGGGCCCGAGUACGCAACCCCCAUCAUCAUGGAUAUGUCUGGGCACCCCGCAGCUUCCGUCGGUCUUCCCUCGACGUCCACUUUCAAGGCUCCAGGGAACCAACCCCCCCCAGUGGUGGGGGCAUACAACACUCUGCUCUCCAGAACUGACAGCUGCUCCUCCGCCCGCGCCCAGUAUGAUACCCCAAAAGGCGGGAAGCCAGGUCCGAGUGCCCCGGACGAACUGGUGUACCAGGUGCCGCAGAGCACACAGGAGGUAUCAGGGGCGGGGAGGGAUGGUGAAUGUGAUGUCUUUAAAGAAAUUCUCUGAAGGGGGUGCUGCUUUUUCUAGAGCAUCGUUUUAAAGCACAUGGCCUUUUUUGUGUUAGUGGUAGUAAUAUAUAGAAUGUAUUACGUAUCUGUCACAGACGUGGUGGGGAAAUGUGAUGACCGAGGUACAGGGAACUACUUACUAAUCUUGCCAUCUUGCUUUAAAAGUGUUACUGUGGCAGCUGCCGCUGCUUGCCUGUUAAAUUUCCAACAUCCUGUUUGUUACUACUGUAAAACACUAUUUUUAAUACAGAAAAAGCUCCCUACUAUGCACUUCAAAGAAAUUAAGAAUCACUGAGAGUAUUUAUUACCAAUGCUGCAGGUACGUUCAUGAACUCCAGAGGUGGCUCUGUAAGCCAGACUGGCAAUAACGCACGGUACUGUUCUUGAAAUGUCUAAUGGCUUGAAAUUUUGCUUUGUGAAAGGUGGGUAGUGUCCUGAGUUCUCUUCUAUUCCUCUAUUUCUUAUGGAUUUUUUUCAAAAAUUAGUGAUAGUCAUUGUUUUGAUGGCAGUCGUACACUCACCUGUCUUAGGAAGCUCUCUGGGUGGAAACGGACUCGUAAGGGGCAGGGAGUCUCCACUUUCUGACACGCUGAAGAGCUUUAACACUUAAUGGUGACUUGGAUUCCUCCCUGCUCGUUCCAUCUGGGGCCAGCCCCACUCUUGUGUCUAUAAACUGUUGUGGGGUUUUUUUGUUUUUUGUUUUUUUUUGAGUGAGGCUUGCUUUCUCAGCCUCGUGACUCCUCUAAUUUCAAAAAGCUCGAACAGCGGUUCUAGCCCUGCUCCCCCUUCGUUUGUUCCCAGGCGAGAGGCGUCUGCAUGAACACUGUGAACAGGACCCCUUGCAUUUACCACCGUGAGAAGCAGAUUCCUUCCUCAAAAGUCCUAAAAAUUACCUUAAAAAAAAGGAUUCACCCUCUUUGAGAUUUUCCUUUGAACUUGAAUGUAUUUUUGGUCAAAAAGCAUUUUUAAUUAUCCACAGUGAGGUACUGAAAGCCAGCAUGAAUUCCUCAGUUGUGAGUGUGCUCACCUAGGGACCAGAUGGAUGUCCUAGUAUCCUUGCCGGUGAAUACUGAGGUCUUGUUCUUGAUGCUUCCAGGCAACUUCCUCAUCACCCAUUUGCCCAGAACUAGCUUUAGAUAAGUGACAAAGUCCUGUACAAGUGAUCAGCCCAUCGCAUAAGAAUCAAAAUCUUAGGCAAGAAGAGCUGGCCCUAGGACUAAAACAUAUAAUUUGACAUCCCCUCUUCUGUAAAUCUUAGGUAAUUUCCUUUAGGUUCUAGCCAUUACUUACAGCCUCUGCCCCCAGAUUGUUUCCAGAAUUUGCUAGAUUUGCAAAAAGACAGUGUUCGUUUUGCUUGCCUCAGUGUAUCUGUAUCCUAAAGCACUGCUUUAAAAAUAGAAUUCUUUCUGCAGCCUCUCUGCCCUCCAGUACUGUGAUUUUUUUUUUUUUUUUUUUGGUGUUACCUUGAUUUGCCUUUGCUUUUCCAGACAAACUUUGAGGCAUAAUUUUAUUCAUUGAAAAAAUAUAUUGUUUCAAGAUAUUUGAAACAAAAAGCACAGAUGGUGAACUUUUAUUAAGACACGAAUGUGUGUAGCACAGGUAUUAAUGCAGGCAUCCCCUUUCAGGUGGGAAGAGUAAACCAAUUUAUUUUUUUAUUCAUCCUCCAUACAUAAUAAAUAAUUUCCCCAAUCAAGGCCUGUUUGAGAAGCUUUAAGAGAAACCAUUUCAUUUUCCCAAAGAUGCCUGUUCUUUUUAAUUUUGUACACCUGAUUUUUAAGAGGUCAAUGUUUUCUUAAAUGAUGAACUACCAAUGAUUUUUAUAAGUUUUUAUUGCUUUUUAUAUUUUGCUUUCCAAAUGAAGAGCUGAGCCUGAUAUAGUUCUGAUUUUGUACUUUUAGUUCAUUUGUUUUCAUAUUAGAGUUUUGUUUUUAACUACAUAUAUCUGAUGCAGCUUUGGAGACAAUCAACUGAACAUGUGAACGUAACUUUUUUUACCCCACCCCCGCCAAAUUCCCUUAAAUUUUUAUUCUUUGCUUGAAACUGGUUUUUUGAAUGAACUUUUUUCCUGUUAGCACAAUUACAAAAAUAGAAUCAGACAGUGGUACAGCAGGUGCGGCCCUUAUAAGCUUUCCUAAAAUCACACUGACUUUAACUGUGCUGGUUCCUAAGGUCAUUUAAUAGUAAAGAUAUUGUGAAUGCUGAGUUAUAUUAAAAGCUGCAACACUAACUGGAUCCUACUGUAUGUGCAGGGUCUAGUCCAGUUAUUUAAAUUCAUGUUUCACUAUUUGCACUUUGCAUUGAACAAUGGGUUUAUCAGCUGAUGCAGUGGUUCAUGUAGAGAAUUUAUACAGCACUUGAAAUUACGGUGUCCUGCGUACUCUUGCCCGCCCCUGCCCCAGCAGAAAAUACACUCCUCUAAACCUGAAAGUGGCCGUAAGUCCGGAGACAGUGAGAAAGCCUGAACUUCUUUGCCUUGGCUCCACACUGACACCUGGAGAGCAAAAGGGCUGAGAAACACCAGGUCAGAUGACAAGAACUACGAGUGAGAGGCGAAAACUUUUUAAACCCUUUUAAAGAGAAAUCAGUUAAGCUCUACCUUUAGAAAACUGCUUAUUAGCUCUGCUUUUCUGUUCUGAACUUGAAGUCCCUAAACUGCAAAAGUCUAGUAAGAGUUGGAUAGUUAUGAAAAUACUGUUGUUUUUUUUUUUUUAGGUCAACUGGCACCGAUUCUUAUUUACUCCAAUUUGUGACUAGGUUUUUUUUUUUUUUUUUUGGCACUGGGAAAGGUGAAAGCAAAACAUAUUGGAAAUAAAAAUGGCUUGAGUGUCAGUGAUAGUCUCCCCGAAUGUACUUUUCUUACCUCGGCAUGUACUGUAGUCACUCGGUAUUUGUAUAUGUUGCUAGAAUGUAGAUUGUAUAAAUAGUGAGAUUUUAACGUGUUCAUGUGUUUUUAAUAAAUUGUACAUAUGUAUCGG
Molecule: messenger RNA, 5293 nt
Organism: Canis lupus familiaris (dog)
Lineage: Eukaryota; Metazoa; Chordata; Mammalia; Carnivora; Canidae
Gene: DCBLD2
Product: discoidin, CUB and LCCL domain containing 2
Exons: 17
Coding region: 4-2316 (770 amino acids)
Source: RefSeq, a predicted model, not a curated record